Molecule: messenger RNA, 1619 nt
Organism: Tripterygium wilfordii
Lineage: Eukaryota; Viridiplantae; Streptophyta; Magnoliopsida; Celastrales; Celastraceae
Product: xylulose 5-phosphate/phosphate translocator, chloroplastic-like
Exons: 1
Coding region: 165-1463 (432 amino acids)
Cellular component (GO): Golgi apparatus
Molecular function (GO): phosphoglycerate transmembrane transporter activity; triose-phosphate transmembrane transporter activity; antiporter activity
Source: RefSeq, a predicted model, not a curated record
AUUUACUCAGGUCAGGUUGCCCAACCGCUGUCGGUUAAGAUCUCUCGCAGGCUCGCUUGCCACUGAAAAAAUCUCCUCAAAUCUUUGAACUCCUCCUUUUACAUACAUUUUUCACUUGCAGAUUCUCUUAUCUCUGUCUCUCCAAAAAGCUACGACAAAUACAAAUGCUUACUUUGAAUCUCAGUCCCUCGUCCUCUCCCGUCACCUUCUUCAAAUCCAACCACCAAUACCCAAUAAAUGCUUCUUCACUCCUUCAAAAUCCAAGUCUUUCCAGCAGAACUCACCAACAGUACUCAUCUUCUCCCCUCAACGAGUCCAAAAUUUCCAACUUUUCUAAAUCCCAUGGCUACCCACUUUGUUUCUCUUCAAGAUUUAUUCCCCAGAUCCGAGAUUCAAGCACCAAUACUACCCAUCUUGGCAGAAUCUUCGAAUCCCCUGCUGGGUCUUCAAGAUCCCUCAUCGUAAAAGCAGCAGCAUCUGAACCAAACCCAGCUGCAGAUGGGGAAGGCGAUGUGGUUUCAAAGAAGAAAAAGACUUUCCAGCUUGCGGUUGUGUUUGGCUUCUGGUACUUUCAAAACAUCGUCUUUAAUAUUUACAAUAAGAAGGCCUUGAAUGUCUUUCCAUUUCCAUGGUUUCUUGCAUCCUUUCAACUCUUUGUUGGGUCUGUUUGGAUGCUUAUUCUUUGGUCUUCUAAACUGCAACCGUGUCCAAAGAUCUCAAAGGAAUUCAUAAUUGCUCUCCUCGGACCUGCCUUGUUUCAUACUAUAGGUCACAUAUCAGCAUGUGUUUCAUUCUCUAAAGUGGCUGUUUCCUUCACUCAUGUUAUAAAAUCAGCAGAACCUGUUUUCUCUGUGGUGUUCUCAUCUUUUCUUGGUGACACCUAUCCUUUAUCCGUUUGGCUCUCCAUCCUCCCCAUUGUUUUCGGUUGUUCUCUUGCUGCUAUCACUGAAGUCUCAUUCAAUUUUCAAGGCUUGUGGGGUGCUAUGAUUAGCAAUGUUGGGUUUGUUUUAAGGAACAUAUAUUCAAAGAAAAGUUUGCAAAACUUCAAGGAAGUGAACGGCUUGAAUUUAUAUGGUUGGAUAACCAUAAUCUCAUUGAUCUAUCUGUUUCCGGUUGCUGUUUUUGUGGAAGGGUCUCAAUGGAUUCAAGGGUAUCAUAAAGCAAUUGAAGCGGUAGGAAAAUCAUCCACAUUUUAUUUGUGGGUGUUGAUAUCUGGCAUCUUUUAUCAUCUUUAUAACCAAUCCUCUUACGAGGCUCUCGAUGAGAUCAGCCCACUCACAUUUUCAGUUGGAAACACUAUGAAGAGGGUGGUGGUUAUUGUGUCUACCGUUUUGGUGUUUAGGAAUCCAGUUAGGCCUUUGAAUGCUCUUGGAUCUGCCAUUGCCAUAUUGGGAACUUUCUUGUAUUCGCAGGCGACCUCUGCUAAAAUGGCAAAAAAGGAUGGAGGUGAAAAGAAGAGUUAGGAAUUUUUGUUGAUCUUCUUAUAAAUUGUGAAUUUUUAUUUUUGGAUUGUUAGCUUAAUGCAUUUCAGUUGUAGUUUUUCUUCAUGGAUAUUAUGCUAAUUUAGUGUCGAAAUUUUGAAAACUUUACAGAAUUUUCUGUCCAACUACUUGGCUCUA